UUUCUCUCAGCUUCAAAGAGUGUUCAAACACGAAUCAAACAAAGUAAACGACUUUUUAAAAAAAGUUCGAAUCUUUGGAGGACGAAACAGAGAGAAACAUAAAAAUGGCAAUUAUGUGAAGUUUUUUUGGUCAUCUGUCUUUGACAAAAAAAAAAUAGAGAGAUUUGCGGUGUCAAUCAAAAAGCUCGUAACUUUUAGAUUUGAUUACAUAGAAAAUGUCAAAUCCGAUGAUGUUCUCGGAGAGCUCAAGUAAAAACAGCAGAAGAGUUCAUCAAAGGAGAGACAGGAAGAUGUGGAAGAAACCCAUCAAGAUUUCUAGACUGCCCAGUUUCGGAUUCUCCGGUUCUGACUUCACUGUUGAUCAGAUUCCGGCCAUCUUCUCCGGCUACACUGCAGAGUCCGAAGAUUCAUCUUCUUCUUCUUCUUCUGAGAUGUCUUAUGAUUCCAGAACUUACUCUAAAUCAUCUGAUGAUAACGAAGAGAUUGACCAGGAAAGGUCAAGAUCGGUGAAGAGACGAGCGAAAUUGAAGAGUGUUUCAAGUAUGAAAAUUCUUAGGAGACAGUCAACGAGGAAGUUACAUGGAGGAGGACAGAGACUGAAGAAGAUGAGAUCUUUAAAGCGUUUAACUUCAAAUUCUACACAGAAGAAUCUCGAUUCAAUAUCUAGUGAAGGUUUUGGAUUGUUAAAGCCUCAUUACUUGAGACCAACGAGUUCUUCUGCUUCUAAGAAUAUAGAAAGUAAUAAUCAGAAGAAUCUUGGAGUGGCUAGGUUGAAGAGAAUAGCAAGCUUAAGAUACAAUGGGCUGCUUAAAGCUACGUGUUCUUCAGCUAUGAAAGGUUCUUCUUCUUCUAAGAAGAGUAAUGAUGUUUGCACUUAUAGGUAUUGUUCUCUGCACGGUACGCGUCAUAGCCACGCUGCGGAUAACAACAAUGUUGGUGUUCCGUCUUUGAAGCGGUUUGUGUCAAUGAGGAGGAAGUUUAUGAAGAGGCAGAAUAGUGUGAACCGGCGUUUGGUGUUAUUGAAGCGGACUUUGAGUAGAAAGAGAGGCCCUUUAGGUGGUCGGAGUGUGACUGAUCAAGAAUCAAAAGAGGUUGAUGAUAAUGCAGAUGGGGAAUCUAAUGAAGAAGAGGUUUCCAGCUCGGAGAAUGGUGGAAACAAUUCAGAAUCGAAUGGAAGAUCUAGUGAGACAGUAAUGGUAGAUGUUGAUGGUAAUGAGGAAGGAGGAAUGGUAUCAAUGGAGACUGUUGCGUCAGCUAAUAAAGAAUGGGUUCAGGAAUCUAAACCAGAGAUAAUGGAUGAUUCAGAUGGAAUAAUUGACAAAGAUUUGAAGGAAAACGCUGCACAAUGGCACGGUAGAUGUGAACAUACUGUGACAGGUCUCGAUCAUGAUGAUGUGAAGAGCGAAGAAGUGAAGAGUGAGGACAUUGUGGGAUAUAAUGAGAAAUUUUUCAGAGAAGGUUCCUCUAGAGAAAUGAGAGAAGAGGAUGGAAAGAAAACUGUGGGAGAUAAUAAUGAAGAAGUUUGCAGAGAAGGUUCCUUUGGAGAAAUGAGAGAAGAGGAUGUUAAGAAAACAGUAGAUGUAUGGAAUGAAACUGUAUCGCUCGUUAAGCAAGCGUUUGAUGAGAUACUUGCGGAAAUCACCGAUGAUGACUCGUCCGAUGAUAUUUCUAUUACAAAAGAUGAACCUUUAGAGGAUGGAUUGCCAAAAGAAGAUGAUGUAGGAGCUGAUUCGAGUGAUUCAUCUAGCUCGGAUAUGCAGCCUAUUGAAGGUAUGGACAACCAUUUGUCUGUGAUUGUUUCUGCUUUUCAUAUGGAAUCUGAUCAUCAGAGAGGUCCCAAGAAGUGGAGUUAUUUGAAAAGGGUAAUUCUUCUCAAGAGGUUUCUCAAGUCGUUGGAUCGAAGAGAGAAGCGUAAGUUGUCUGAUGGUGAAGACAGAGAAACAAUAAUGCGGUUGAGAAGAGAGUUGGUUGGGGAGAGGAAGAAUGCAGAAGAAUGGAUGCUUGAUCAUGCUCUUAGGCAAGUCAUUUCAACACUAGCUCCGUCUCAGAAAAGGAAAGUGAAACAUCUUGUUAAAGCUUUUGAAAGUUUAAUGCCAAUGGAUGGUGGUUUUAGAGGUCAUGAUGAUCUUGGAAGUCCCGUAAGAGAAGAGAACGAAACAGCAGACUCGCAAACGAUCUUGAGAGACAAUAAAGACAUAACAGAAGUUUUACCAGCAAAGGAUCUUGAAGAAACAAAGUUAGCUUGUGAAGCAUCAUCCUCUGUGUCUAUUGAUAUGAAAUCUGAUGAAGCUUUGGAAUCAAUAGCAGAUGCAAGUGUAUGUCAUAAUCUUGCUGUGGAGGAAGAAGUAGAUGGAUCACUUUUGGGUUCAUUGAUAGAAGUAGAAGAGAAGAAAGGAGAUUCUGAAAAGCAAAAUCUUUCUACAUGGAGGAACCUUAUACAGAAGCACAUGGUCAUGAGAGACAACAGCGAGGGAAAUCGUAAUGAAACUGAGCAAGAACACAAGUGGUCCUAUGGAACUGAUCAGAUGACAGGUAUUGAAGAUGGUAAUGCUGCAGCAGUUAAGUCGAUUCAGCUAGCAUUUGAAACGAUUCUCUCAGAGAUACCUGACUCAUCAUCCGACGAAGAGAUUGAUUCAGAAUCAUCUAAAUCUCUUAAAGAGGAGAAAGAACAUCAAGGAGAGACCAAGAGGAGCUGGAACAGCCUGAGAAAGGUUAUACUUUUGAAAAGAUUUGUGAAAAGCUUGGAGAGAGUAGAGGUUUUUAAUCUGAGAAAGCUGCGGAAUCUACCUGUUGAAUCUGCAAUUGAGGCAGAAAAUGUAUUACUGAGACACCAACCAAUAAUGGAGGGAAGAAGAACAGAGGGAGAGGAACUGAUGCUAGAUUAUGCUCUUAGACAAGCUAUAUCAAGAUUGGCUCCUAUACAGAGAAAGAAGGUUGAACUCCUUGUGCAAGCCUUUGAUACAGUUCUUGAUGGCCAUGAUACUCCUAAACAAACCAAGACCAGUAGUACCACCCCUAGGAACAAUGAUGAUGAAACUGGCGAAGAAGGAAAAGCAAAACUAGAGGAAGAAUGUGAAGUCAACAAAGAUGAGCAGAAGAUUAAAAAUGUAUUUGCAAGAUUUCAGGUACAUCAAAAAGACUUGAAAGGAGAAGAUGAGGUUGAUUCUACGCCGAAGGAAUCCAGAAACUUGCCUCCUUCUAUCAGAAAUUUCAAGCAGCGAAUUGUGAUUGAGAAAGAGAAAGAUUCGAGAAUGUGGAAACUCAUCUAUAAACACAUGGUAACGGAGAAAGAAGGACCUGAUUCUGCAAAUGGUGAAUCAGUGGCUUCAGUUGAAGAUGAAUGUGAUGAUGAGGCUGGUGGUCUUCAGAUUGAUGCUAGAAGAAGUGGAACAGUUACACUUGUUAGAGAAGCGCUUGAGAAGAUUCUAUCUGAAAUCCCGGAUAACUCAUCUGAUGAUCAGUCUAUGGACAGUGAUAUAACUACAGAUCAAACACUAUCCGAAAGAAACUCUCAAGUUAGUGAAGAGCAUGUUUCUUCAGCUAGGGAUGGCACCUUCAAACCAAAGUCUAAUAAGAAAAGAGUGAAGGGAUGGAACAAUGUGAAGAAAGUCAUUCUUCUAAAGCGUUUUGUUAGCGAUUUGGGAAGUCUAACAAGACUCAGCCCCAAGACACCUCGGGUUUUGCCUUGGGAACCUGAUCCAGAAACAGAAAAGAUCCGUUUGAGGCAUCAGGAAAUUGGAGGGAAGAGGAAUUCAGAGGAAUGGAUGCUUGAUUAUGCUCUACGGCAAGCAAUAUCGACAUUAGCACCGUCUCAGAAAAGAAAAGUUUCUCUUCUUGCACAAGCUUUCGACACUAUAAGCUUACAAGAUAUGGGGAGUGGUUCAACCCCUGGUUCAGCAGCAACGUUCAGGAACAUCUCUCGUCAAUCCAGCAUUUCUUCUACGGUGUUCCAAAAUGAAAAUGAAGGUAAUGCUGAGAUUUUAAGAGGAAGAUUGAGAAAUCUACAAGAGGAUCUCAAAGAGAGUACCAAACUUGAUGUUGUAGCCAAUGAUUUUGAGGAGAAACAACAAUGCUCGGGCUUGUGGCGGUUAUUAUGCAAACAGAUGGAAGAGAAUGAGAGAAACCAAACAUUGCCUGCAGAAACAAUAGAAACAAGAAAAGAAGUGGAAGAAGAAGAAUCAAAGGACGAAACAAAUAUGGAUGGUGAAAAGAUGGAACUUUACCAAACCGAAGCAGUGGAGCUAUUAGGAGAAGUCAUAGAUGGAAUCGCUCUUGAAGAGAGUCAAGAUAAGAACCUCAUCCAAGGAGAAACAAAACAGAAGAGUGAAACUUUACAGGUCUCAAAAGUGAGGAUUAACCGAUGGAGCAACCUCAAAAAAGCGAUUUUGCUUAGGAGAUUCGUCAAAGCCUUAGAGAACGUAAGAAAAUUCAACCCAAGAGAGCCUCGGUUCUUGCCUCCAAACCCUGAAGUUGAAUCUGAAAAAGUGAAUCUAAGGCAUCAAGAAACUCAAAACAAGAGAAACGGUGAUGAAUGGAUGGUCGAUAACGCGCUUCAAGGAGUGGUUUCGAAGCUAACACCAGCUCGGAGACUUAAAGUUCAGUUAUUGGUGCAAGCGUUUGAGACACUUUCAGCAGGGAACUGAGACAAACAUUAUGUCUUAUUACACACAGUUUUCAGUUCAUAAGAACCAUGAAGAACAAGACCUGAAAGACUUAAUCAAGCAACAGCUGGAAGAUCACAAUAGCUCAUGUGUAUAUGCUCUUGCAAAUCAUCUCUCAUGUGUUUCUUAUUUUUUUUGUUCUUGCAUUGAUUCAUCAUUUUUUUAUUAAAAUGGAUUUAAUUACUGAGUUCUCCAA
This is a messenger RNA of Camelina sativa (false flax), 4857 nucleotides long. NCBI's taxonomy places the organism in Eukaryota, Viridiplantae, Streptophyta, Magnoliopsida, Brassicales, Brassicaceae. The record is from RefSeq and is a predicted model, not a curated record.